Messenger RNA from Cavenderia fasciculata, 1083 nucleotides. RefSeq names its product homeobox transcription factor. Lineage: Eukaryota; Evosea; Eumycetozoa; Acytosteliales; Cavenderiaceae. The coding region runs from base 1 to 1083 and encodes 360 amino acids. The transcript is spliced from 2 exons. Gene Ontology annotation, biological process: regulation of DNA-templated transcription. Gene Ontology annotation, molecular function: DNA binding. The record is from RefSeq and is a predicted model, not a curated record.
AUGGAGGAAUACAUAGACUAUAACAAUUUACUCUCACAUCCCCUUGUUUUAAAUGACAAUGAAUCCAUUAUUCAUAAUCAAUUCACACAAUUUCUAAACAUUUUAAAUUUUAACAAUAAUAAUAAUAAUAAUAAUAAUAAUAAUAAUAAUAAUAAUAAUAAUCAUAAUGAAACGAGUAAUGGUUGCAAUACCAAUUUCAAUAAUGGUUCAACAACAGCUCCUAUUUCCUCUCCUCUUUCAUCAUCAUCAGAUGAUUCAUUUACUUUUUCUUCAUUUCCUCAUAUUAAUGGUCAAUCUAAAUACCACAACUUGCCAGUAGAUUAUGAUAUUGGAUCUUUUAUUUCUUGUCAAAAGUUGGACAAGAUAAGCAAUUCACUAUUCACACAACCACUACAACUAUUGACUAGUUACUAUAAUAGAGAAAUUCAAUCACUACAACAACAAUAUUCACAACGUAUCUCCAAUCUUGAUAUAAUUUUAACUCAAAUUUCAAAAUUGAGACCAAUAAGUGAUAAUGAAAAGAGAGUAAAAUAUUUACAAAUGGAAUCAUACUUUAAUCUCAUGAAAUGUUUUCAAAAGAGUAAUUGCUGUGAAAUCAUAUUAUCUCUCCAAAAGAAUGUAAUCGCCAGUAGUUGCAGACACCGAAGAAAACUAUCAAAAGUCCAAGAGAAACAGCUCAAAGAUUGGUAUUUAUGUCAUCAAAUGGUUCCAUAUCCAGAUGAAGAAGAAAAAUCCGUCUUGGCAUCACAAACUAAUAUUUCAAGAUCACAGUUGGACAAUUGGUUUGGUAAUCGAAGAAUGAGAGACAAGGCAAAAAAAGAUUCAACAGUUAAAAAUAAUAAUACUAUUAUCAACAACAAUGACAACGACAACAACAACAACAACAAUGAAAAUAGCGAUGAAGAUGAUGGUAGAGGUGACCAACUAUGUUUCUUAUCAACAAUACUGACAUUGUCUAAAUCUACAACCCCAACAUCAAUGUUUGACGAGGAAUUUGAACAAGAUGAGGAAUAUUUUGACUUUGAAGAAGAAGAAGAAGAAGAAAGGGAGUGUAAUGAUUAUAAACUCGAUGAUCAAGAAUAA